AUGAGCCACGACCAAGCUGUCAAGGAGGCUUCGGCCAAACACACCACUCCCGCUGAGCUGGUGGGCAAGUUCCAGUAUGGUACCGCUGGUUUCCGUAUGAAGGCCAACAUCCUCGACUCGGUCGUCUACCGUGUUGGACUCCUGGCCUCGUUGCGCUCGCGCAAGCUCAAUGGCCAGACCAUUGGUGUCAUGAUCACCGCCAGUCACAACCCUCCCGAGGACAACGGCGUCAAGCUUGUCGAUCCUAUGGGUGAGAUGCUCGAGGCUUCAUGGGAGAAGUAUGCCACUCAACUCGCCAACGCCGACUCCGACGACCACCUCGUCCAGGUCUACAACGACCUCGUCAAGACACUCAAGGUCAACCUAGAUGCCCCUGCCAGAGUUAUCUUUGCUCGUGACACUCGCGCCUCGGGUUCCCGCCUGGUUGGAUGCCUGAACGAUGCCCUGACUGCCACCAACGCUGAAGUCACCGACUACAAGAUUCUCACUACCCCUCAACUCCACUACCUUGUCCGCUGCGUCAACACAAAGGGCACCCAGGAUGAGUAUGGCGAGGUCAGCGAAAAGGGCUACUACGAGAAGUUGGCUGCUGCUUUCAAGCAAGCUAUGGAACACACAAAGCCCCAGGGUCACUUGACUGUCGACUGUGCAAACGGUGUUGGAGGUCCUAAGCUGCGCGAGCUGCUCAAAUACCUUCCAUCUCCUGAUACCGAUGGUGGUCUCGAUGUCAAGGUCGUCAACGAUGACGUCCACAAGCCCGAAAGCUUGAACCACCAGUGUGGUGCCGAUUUUGUCAAGACUAACCAGCGCGCACCUCCCUCAUCCAAGGCUGGUCCUGGAGAUCGCUGCUGUUCGCUGGACGGUGAUGCUGACCGUAUCGUCUUCUAUUUCCAAGAUGAGAAGAACGUCUUCAGACUCCUGGACGGUGACCGUAUUGCUACUCUUGCUGCUUCUUUCAUCGCCGAACUCGCCCGUCAAUCCGGUCUGAUGGAGAAGCUUACUGUUGGUGUUGUGCAGACCGCAUAUGCUAACGGAGCCUCGACGACAUACAUCCAGAAGAACUUGGGUCUGCAGAUCGUCUGCACUCCUACUGGUGUUAAGCACUUGCAUCACGCUGCUACUCGCUUCGAUGUCGGUGUUUACUUUGAGGCUAACGGACACGGCACUGUCGUUUUCUCUCCCUCCGCUCUCAAGGCUAUCCACACACACCAGCCUCAAUCACCUGCUCAGGCUGACGCUCUUACGACAUUGAUGGCAUUGACCGAUCUGAUCAACCAGACCGUCGGUGAUGCGCUCUCGGAUCUUCUGCUCGUCGAGGUCAUUCUCGCACACAAGGGCUUCAGCUGUGCCGAGUGGCUGCAGACCUACACCGACCUUCCCAACCGUCUCGUCCGUGUUGAAGUCGCCGAUCGCAACCAGUUCACCACCGUCGAGGGCACCGCUGAGCGUCAACUCGCAACACCCGCUGGUGCACAGAAGGACAUCGAGAAGGUUGUGGCCAAGUACAAGGACGGCAGGAGUUUCGCACGUGCUUCCGGUACCGAAGAUGCUGUUCGCGUGUACGCUGAGGCUAGCACGCGUGCCGAAGCAGAAGACCUCGCUGCUGCUGUUGCACAAAUUGUGAGAAAGUACGGUGCCAAAUAG
Messenger RNA from Aureobasidium namibiae CBS 147.97, 1644 nucleotides. RefSeq names its product Phosphoacetylglucosamine mutase. The transcript is spliced from 5 exons. Gene Ontology annotation, biological process: carbohydrate metabolic process; UDP-N-acetylglucosamine biosynthetic process. Gene Ontology annotation, molecular function: phosphoacetylglucosamine mutase activity; magnesium ion binding. Lineage: Eukaryota; Fungi; Ascomycota; Dothideomycetes; Dothideales; Saccotheciaceae. The record is from RefSeq and is a predicted model, not a curated record. The coding region runs from base 1 to 1644 and encodes 547 amino acids.